Aspergillus ruber CBS 135680 is the source of this 1104-nucleotide messenger RNA. RefSeq names its product Zn-dependent exopeptidase. The coding region runs from base 1 to 1104 and encodes 367 amino acids. Gene Ontology annotation, molecular function: carboxypeptidase activity. NCBI's taxonomy places the organism in Eukaryota, Fungi, Ascomycota, Eurotiomycetes, Eurotiales, Aspergillaceae. The transcript is spliced from 2 exons. The record is from RefSeq and is a predicted model, not a curated record.
AUGUCUUACACGGAUGUGGUUCCACUGUUACUUGCGCUCGAGGACCAAGGGCCUCACAGACAGGAGCUAAAUGCGCGCUGGGAGAGUGGGCAACUAGGUAUCUACGGGGUGGGGUAUCAAGCUGGUCCUUCGCUCAAGGAUAUUGUCGUGCAUAUGCACAAUGAGGUCAACAACACCCAUCCAACAAACUACAACAUCAUCGCAACGCUUGAGGGUGAAAUAGAUGACGAAGUGGUAAUCUUGGGCAACUACCGCGACGCCUGGACCGCCGGGGCCGGCGAUCCGGGUAGUGACUCGGCCGCGCUCAUGGAGAUAGUGCGAGCCUUUGGAGCGGUUGUGCAGCGCGGUGGCGGCCUCGACGCACGAUUCUCUUUAUUAGCUGGGAUGGACAUGAGGCCGAACUGGGAGUGGUUGAGGAACCGCACCGUCGCGUACGUCGACAUAAUGGGCGCAGUGAUGGGAUCGCAAUUCUUCGCCAAGGCCAGCCCAUUACUAGCCUCAUUGGUGCGCGACGUGACGCAGCAGCAACCCUCUGUCAACCAGAGCGUGGCCGGGCAGACGGUGCUGGAUUCCUGGGGCAGGUCUGUCGUGGUGGGGGAUGGAGGGGAUGCGUUGUCGUUCAUGGGGGAUGGGAUUCCGAUGCUUACUUUAGGCUUUGGGCAUGAUAAAGCCAUUGACCCGGCGUUUCACUGGCACAGCGCGUUUGAUACGGUGCAAUGGAUGGACCGGUUCGCGGAUCCGUCGUGGGAGUACCAUGUGCGUGCGGCGCAGAUCUGGGGGUUAAUGGCUGCUCGGCACGCUGGGGAUCCGGUUCUGCCGUUCAAUAUGACAGAAUACGUGACUGUUGUACGUGGGAUCGUCGACGAUGUCCAGGAUGUGAUUGAGGGCAGGCAUGACGGAUUCUUCAUCGGCCUAGAGCCUCUAAAUCAGGCUGUGGCCCAGCUCUACCACGCAGCAAUUGAAUUCGAUGCCCACGUCGUACAUCUCCGACAUCCACGAGUCAUCCAACCCAGACAUCCGAAAUUCACCGCGUUAACCACCAGUAUAAAAAAUUCGAGCAGCAUUUCCGGCCCGAUAUGGAAGCGGACACAGACACCCACAUAG